AUGAUCAGUACAUCGAUUUAUCACAGCAAAGGAGGUCGCCCUCCAAUUUCGUCACCAUCUGCUAAAGGACGAAACGUCGGUUUCAUCAGCCCACAAGCCAUCAAAAUCCAUAGCUACACCCAGGCGGUUGACACUCCCAAAAUGAGUAACGGUCACCAUGACAAUCAGAACAGUCCCAACUCUACCAACUAUUUCGACCGAGUGCGCAAAGAAUCGGCUGGACAUACUCCCUUUACCAUCUUUGACGCCACGGCCUCUGUCCCUACUCAUACUUACAAGAAUGCAGCGGUUGGAUCCUCCGCUACUCUCGGUAGUAGUAACGACCCGGAUGAGGAGAACAAAGCUCCUAAUCAGAACGUCGCCGCAUCUAUCCCCAGUCGUCAUUCUGGGCAAGCAGUGCCGACAAACAUCGCCACCAAACCCAAGAGUAGCUCUUCCUCUGGACGUAGUACUCUGUCUUCCACCCAGUUGCGAAAUCAUUGGGAGAGACGCGGAUAUGAUGUUGACGUCACCGGCAUGGCUGAUUCGUCCGGUUCUCGUGGUCAGCUUGGAAGACUGCACAACCCACGAGCCGGACGCCUCUACGAUGCACCAACUCCCCAAAAGGCGGUGCUCAAGAUCCGUUACACCGAAGAGGACAAGGAAAAAUCCAAAUAUUACCAAGCCCCAUUUGAAGUCGUUCGCGAACUCAAAGAGAUGGUAAUGGUACAGUCUCAAGAAAUAGCUCAGUUGAAGGAAGACCGAGACAAUUUAUUCAAUCUUGUAGAGGAUUUGGAAGAUCAGGUUGCAGCAGCUUCCAAACCUCCCCGUCGCAAGACGCGCUUUGGAAUGAAGACUGCUUCAACGACCAGGCACCGUAUGACCUUGCGUCGCCGCAACAAGAAUCAGAAUUGA
Messenger RNA from Cylindrotheca closterium, 894 nucleotides. Lineage: Eukaryota; Bacillariophyta; Bacillariophyceae; Bacillariales; Bacillariaceae. The record is from the annotation of a GenBank genome assembly.